AUGUCGUCUCGAGACCGUGGGCAGACUCAGAUGGAGGCUGAUCUGAUGGACCUCGAAGCAUUUGGGCCCCCGACCCCGUCGAAAGGUGGCAGUGGUCUCAGUGCAACGCCGCGCAAGGGGAAGCAGUACGGGCCGUGCAUGGUCUGCGGGUUGCUGAAACCCGACAUGCCCUCGAACAGCAAGUUCUGCUGGGAUGACAAGAGGACGUUCGACGCGAUGAUGAAGCAAGCCAAGGACCAGGACAAGAAGAACGGCAACACCGAGGGUCAGGACAGGCUCAACAAGAUGAAGGACGAGGCUGGCGAUCCCCCCAGCGAUUUCAGCAACGCAGUCGUCGACUUCGCCACUCAGAGCCCAGCGACGGGGAGAGGCGUGAAGCGCACCGCGGUUGACAUGAUGCAGUUGUUGAGCAAAUACUCCGCCAAGACGCAGCUGCGCCAAGAGACCAAGAAGGUCAAGAUGCACAAGGCCCGAUGGAUGAAGUUGGCGACCGAGCAGUUCAUGUUCCCUGCUCACAUUGCCGAGGCGGAAUGGACCAAGGCAAAGAACGAGACGCCGCUCAAGCUGCAAGAUAAUCAGGGCCCUGAGGGCGAGUUGCGCUUGCCGAUGCCCGUCGAGGAGGCAAUCGUCGCAGCGAACAUCUCAGAGCACGAGAGGUCCAUGGUGUUGGAGUCGAAGAAGAGGAGGGUCACAGGCGAGCAGCAGGUGGAGGAGGGGCGAUCCAGCUUGGUCGAGGGCCACGCGAGCUUCAACGACUCGAUGUUCGACAACGUGGGAGGUGGUGCGUUCGCACACGGUGGCGGCUUUAUUUCGGGAUCGGGCUGUGGUUCUUUCAGCGGCUUCUCCGACGGCGCGAGCACGUCAUCCGCAGGAAUGGUCGUGAUCAACGCCAGCGCCGACAAAAAGCCGACACAGAAGCAAGAGAAGGCGUGGGACGAAAUCAAUCGCUUGAAGCUGCAAGAUUUCAUCAAGGAGAAGUCCAAGGACGGCGUUACCAAGAUCACGCAGGUCUUCUUAUCCUCGGAGAAGGCUUACAAUGAUACAGCGCAGCGCAUCUUCGGUGAUGGCGCCGUCGAGAAUCAGCUCAGGUAUGUGGACGUGAUGUUGAAUCGCAUGGACUUCUUGCGCUUCAUAUUUGUCCACCCGGGGAACGAGAACGAGGAGAGCUUCGGGCUGAUGGGAGUCCUCGACGGGGCAGGUAAGACCUCACUCCAGGCUGCGGUAAAGGCGCUGGCCGUGGUGGAUGCGGCGCUGGAGGCGACGCCAGACCCAGACCCAAACACGUUGAAGAUCGUUCCAGCGGCGGACGUGCUGAAUAAGAUCAAGUUGGCGCAGCAGGCCUUGGCAAGCACAUCAACAACAGGACAGUGCAAGUCGCUCUUCACGAAAGCCGGGUGGGACAACACCAACGCGAAGUUCGGAGAUGGCAGCGGCUUCACUCAGAUGGAGUUCCAUCGGUUUGCACGAAGCGUCCGCGAGGUGCGGUACCAACUCGAGACUACGCUGAAGGCCCACGACGAUCCGGGAGUGGGAAAGCUGGGUGAGGCCGUCGAUGCAGUGGACGAGGUCAUGAAGACUAAGACCUACACAGGGGCCAAGAUUGAAAAUAUUACAGCCAUCAUGAACAGCGACGGGAUGCAGGAGAUCGUGAAGCAGCCCUUCGUCCAGUCUGCGCUCAAGUCCAUGGGGUGGACCUCGGCCGAUGCAGAUGAUGGUGCCGUCAAGCUCGGUGGCCCGACUUCCCCCCUCUUCGAGAGCGGCAUAGUGCAAUUUAAGGAGUUGCUCAAGCUCUCGUUCUGCUCGCGCCUCAGCAAAUUCCGCUUGCUCUCUCUCAUCGCCGCGAAGAAAGAUCUGGGCGCGGCGAUGCCGAUCACCAACCCCGAGGACUUGCCCGUGUUCUAUCGGUUUAACGAGUUCGACAUGAUGGCCAAGUACGCCACAACGGAGGACCAGGGCCACGCCGUGAAGAAAGCAGUGACCGAUGCCACCGCCUUGAUUGCUAAGCUUACGAAGGUCUGCUGCGCUGGCAUCUCAGAGUGCCUGAACAACGUCUCAGGGUUUGACAAAAAGCAGGAGAAGGAGCGGGAGGCUUUGAGGAAGCAGGCGGAUGCCGAGGCACUGAAGAAAUCGAAGGAGGAGGAAAAGAGAGCAAGUGCCGCGGCCAAGAAGAAGGCUCAGGAGCGCCAGAACAUCAAGCAAGCCGAGGUGGCGCUGCUAAACCAAGUGCAUGAAGUGAUUGAGGACAUCCGUAAGUACGACACCGCGGCAGAUGUGAAGGACGCGCUUACCACGAAGAGCAUCGAUACCAAUGUGGGCAUCCCGUACAUCGUAAUGAAGCACGACUGCAUGUCCAAGAUCGUACAAGAACGCUCGGUCAAAGCGGCAGUGGGAGUCUUCAAGAUCCAAUACCCCAGCUCAGUGCAAGCCAGUAAAGAUGGCCGCGGGCAGACCCCGUUCACCAACGAGCAGAAGGACCACAUCCGCAAGGCCAUGCUCGAGACCGGACCAGGGGCGACGAUCAAGUACAAGUCCACCGGAGCGAACGACCCGAACACGCUGGCCGUGAAGGCAGUCGAGUCGGUCAGCUUGUUCGCGUGCUCGUCGGGGGCUUCGUAUACGGGCUUGGAGAAGCAUGGGCUUGCGACGAUGCGUUACACGAUCGCAGGCCAGCGCGAAUAUGCAGUGUUGUCGUGGACGGACCUGCUGGCCUACGCCACGAAAGUGGGCACGGAGAUGAAGGACUCCAGCACCAUCGAGGAGUUCACCCAGGGGAUCGUCAACUCUUUGAACUCCAAGGAAAGCCUCGACGUGUACAAAGAGGCUGGCGGGAAGAUCUACAGAGGCAUCGCUGGCCCAGAAUCCACUUCCUUCUUGCCGAUGGGGUGCAUCAUCGUUGAGCGCACGCUCGGCGAUUCCAAUGUCAUCGGCUUCCGCACAGGCUCGCUGUAUUCGUCCACGGCCCCCAUGGAGUCAUUCAAGUCCUACGCCGAGUGCUACAAGAACGUCCAUGGAGUUGAAAAUCCAGUGUCGAAGUUCUGGUCGAUGUUGCAGGGCAUGAUUGAGCCCAGUGCGUAG
Molecule: messenger RNA, 3075 nt
Organism: Prorocentrum cordatum
Lineage: Eukaryota; Dinophyceae; Prorocentrales; Prorocentraceae
Source: the annotation of a GenBank genome assembly